Messenger RNA from Corythoichthys intestinalis (scribbled pipefish), 2513 nucleotides. It is a transcript of the gene srr, whose product is annotated as serine racemase. The transcript is spliced from 7 exons. NCBI's taxonomy places the organism in Eukaryota, Metazoa, Chordata, Actinopteri, Syngnathiformes, Syngnathidae. The record is from RefSeq and is a predicted model, not a curated record. Gene Ontology annotation, molecular function: L-serine ammonia-lyase activity; threonine deaminase activity. Gene Ontology annotation, biological process: L-serine catabolic process; L-threonine catabolic process. The coding region runs from base 1336 to 2307 and encodes 323 amino acids.
CCACUUGUCCGUCAAAACAUAGUGUUAACCUAUUACGGCUACGUACAUUUCUCCUAUUUACGGCGUGGUUUUCUGCUCCUUAACAUUAAUAAUCAAAAUGGUGAAGGCGUGUGUGGCUGUUGGUUGCACUAACAGAGAAGAUGGAAGGAGAGACUUGAAGUUUUACCGUAUUCCGAGGGAUCCAAAGAGAAGAGCGAAAUGGACGGCUGCAAUUCGACGUGAAAACUGGACACCAAAAAAUCACCACAGACUAUGUAGUAGUCAUUUUAUAUCCGGUAAGAUGCAUUUAAUAUAUAUUUAGAGGGUUUUGGCCUGACAACCACAAUUAAGAUCAUUGCUAGGCUAAUCGCCGACAACAUACGACGUAGUACGACAUAGUUUCAAAUUCAAGAUGUUUGUGACUUCCCUUUCUUUCACCAUCGUUAUUUUUUGAAUAAUAUUUAGCUGGUACCAAGUAAAAGAAACUGGCCUCGUCUACGGGGCUGACAAAUAACCACAAUUAAGAUCAUUGCUAGGCUAAUCGCCGACAACAUACACGUAUGUAUGUAGUGAGUGCUAUCGCUAAACCAUAUAAACAUUAAAAGCCUUAACUCCAUUGACAAACGACAUGAAAUACAUUAGACUUGACAGUGGAUGUUAGCAAUAACAAAAUAAUUCGAAUUGAAAAUUUCGUAACUCACCUUUCCAAGCACAAGAUAGAUUCCUGCCAAACGAGGACCUGUUUCACCCAACCAGCAACGAAGUAUUUAUAAGUGUCCAAGCUCUUGAAGUUUUUCGUGAGAAUAGGCUGAUUUUGUGUGGACAAGAUCAUUGUAAAUAUCAGCGUAGCAGAUGUCAGGCAGACAGGACGAAGACAGUGGGUCGAAAAACAUCGAUUUGGGCAUCAAAUAUGGAUCUGGCGACUGUAUAGAACGAAGCUUUUCCUCAUAACGCCUUUUAUGCAACAUAUCCAGUGAGUUUGCGGCAUCAGAAAGCACCGGGUCUUCCAUGAAAUGCAUUUUAAAUUCCGCCAUCAAUUGAAAACAAUGCAAAUACAGAGUCAAAAUGACGGACAAGUGGGCGGAACCCUACAGCGAACACGUGGUACGUGGGUAGACUCUAUAUAUGCGGUGCUUUCUUUUCUAUGAGUAGUUUUAACCUUCAUAGCUCAAGAUGAUACAUAUUCACAAUGCCACUUCAUCCUCAGCGUAAAUGUUAAGAAAGUUUGCGACCCGGAAGUAAAACAGACCGGAAAAGUCCAAGCAGCCAGACCCCUCUCAAAUUGUAUGUAAACUGCUAGUAAAAUACUUCAAAAACAAGAGGGAGUACGCAUAACGACAAUCUGUUUUUCCAUAGAUGGCUGAAGUUUCUGCAGAUUGUGUAACCCUGGAGCUUCUACAAGAAGCCAAGGAGAUGGUGAGGAGAAGCCCAUUGGGUGUCAUCAACACUCCCAUGAUCCUCUGGAGCCAAACCACUUUACCUGUCAACAAGGCUCGAAGUAUCUAUAUUAAACUGGAGAACAUGCAGAGAACAGGAUCUUUCAAAAUUCGAGGUGUCGCCAAUCAGUUUGCCAGGAGGCCCGAGGGUGGCCAUUUUGUCACCAUGUCUGCAGGGAAUUACGGGAAGUCCUUUGCGUUCGCGUCAAAACACUACGGGUCCAAAGGCAAAGUGGUGAUGCCGGAAACUGCGCCUUUGUCCAGAUCAGUCCUCAUACAGAGUUUUGGAAUUGACGUGGAGCGAGUUCCGACUUCCUGUCUGAUGAAUGUGGUGAACCGUUGCGUUCAGGACGAAGACAUGACAUUCUUGCACUCUUAUGACGAUUUGGAUCUCAUAGCGGGACAUGCAAGUUUAGGUUUGGAGGUCCUGGAGGUCGUGCCUGACCCUGAUGUGGUAGUGGUAUGCUGUGGAGGAGGUGGGCUACUGGCUGCCGUAGCUGCUGCUAUCAAGCUGUCAGGAUGUGGGAAAACCAGAAUCUAUGGUGUGGAACCAGAAGGAGCGUGCACCAUGUACAAAAGUUUCAUUGAGAGGAAGCCAAUGGGGAUGGACGCAAACAGCAUUGCAUCUGGGCUUGCGCCACCAUUUGCAGGCGCGCUCCCCUACGAGCUGUGCCGACGCCACGUUGAGGAAAUCGUGCUGGUGAGCGACGACCAAAUCAAGGCGGCCGUGUCGACGCUGUACCGAGCGGGCUUGGUGGUGGAGCCGUCCGGUUCGGCCGCCUUCGCUGCCGUGGCUUUCGGAAAAAUACCCCGACUCGAAGGGAGGAAGGUCGUUUGCAUCCUCAGUGGGGGGAACCUCGGCAAGGACGAGCUCGCAAACUUUCCAGAUUAAUAGAAAUGAAAUCUAGUGGUAUGAUGUGUUUUUAUUGUAUUAUUUCUGUGUAGUUGAGAUUUAAAAAAAAUACUUAUCAGAGCUACAUAACAUCUUUAGUGGCCAUUCUGCAUAUGACUGCGUCCUGGAGUGUUCCACACUUCUCCUCCUGAGGAGUUACUUUGUACAGCUAAAAAAAAAAACAAUAAUAAAAAUAUAAAGGUUCA